This is a messenger RNA of Hypanus sabinus (Atlantic stingray), 6416 nucleotides long. RefSeq names its product actin related protein 6 (gene actr6). The transcript has 11 exons. The coding region runs from base 159 to 1352 and encodes 397 amino acids. Gene Ontology annotation, cellular component: Swr1 complex. Lineage: Eukaryota; Metazoa; Chordata; Chondrichthyes; Myliobatiformes; Dasyatidae. Gene Ontology annotation, molecular function: nucleosome binding. The record is from RefSeq and is a predicted model, not a curated record.
CCCUGGGAAUUGAAGUUCUAGGUCAUGCUCGCAUAAUAUGCACCAUUCUGGACAUUUCCAAGCUGUGGAACCUGCCAAGAGAUGGUUGACGGCCGGGGGACGAUAUUGUAGACGUACAGGAGGACAGUUGCUGAUUGGUCGCUUGGCGGCGGUGGCGUAUGGGACGAUGGCGACCUUGGUUCUGGACAACGGGGCCAGCACAGCGAAGAUCGGCUUCAGUGAGGAGAGGCAUUUUGCCUAAUUGCCAGUUUCGCUCGAGGACUGCACGACUCAAAACUUUCACCGCCAACCAGAUAGAUGAGAUCAAGGAUCCCUCGGGUCUGUAUUAUAUUCUUCCCUUUCAGAAGGGAUAUUUGGUUAACUGGGAUGUUCAAAGGCAAGUAUGGGAUCACCUGUUUGGGAAAGAAAUGUACAAGGUAGAUUUUCCUGAAUCCACUAUAAUCAUCACUGAACCAUAUUUCAACUUUAAUUCCAUCCAAGAAUCAAUGAAUGAAAUCUUAUUUGAAGAAUAUCAAUUUCAAGCAGUCUACAGGACAAAUGCUGGGACAUUGAGUGCUUCCAAGUAUUUUGAAGAAAAUGAUUCUGAACUUUGCUGUGUUGUGGUGGACAGUGGCUACUCUUUUACACACAUUAUUCCUUAUUGUAAAAGGAAAAAGAUGAAUGAAGGUAUUUGCAGGAUUAACGUUGGAGGGAAACUGCUCACAAACCAUCUUAAGGAAAUAAUAUCUUACAGACAGUUGCACGUCAUGGAUGAAACUCAUGUCAUUAAUCAAGUGAAGGAAGAUGUCUGUUAUGUCUCACAAGACUUCUACAAAGACAUGGAAAUAGCCCAGCUGAAAGGAGAAGCCAACACUGUAAUGAGAGAUUAUGUGCUUCCAGACUUCAGUACCAUUAAGAAGGGUUUUUGUAAGCCUUUAGAGGAAAUGGUUUUCAGUGGAAAAUACAAAACAAGUGAGCAGAUUCUUCGUCUGACUAAUGAGAGAUUUGCUGUUCCCGAAAUCCUCUUUCAUCCUUCUGACAUUGGCAUUCAGGAGAUGGGGAUACCAGAAGCAAUUGUUCAUUCUGUGCAAAGUUUACCUGAGGAGAUGCACCCACAUUUCUAUAAGAACAUUGUCCUGACUGGUGGUAAUUCGCUCUUGCCGGGAUUUAGAGAUCGUGUUUAUGCUGAAGUACGAUCUCUUACACCGUGUGAUUAUGACGUGUCAGUUUUGCUGCCUGAGAAUCCUAUUACAUAUUCAUGGGAAGGUGGAAAGCUGCUUUCUGAACAUGUUGAUUUCAUGGACAUGGUCGUUACCAGAGAUGAUUAUGAAGAAAAUGGGCAUUGCAUUUGUGAGGAAAAGUUUGACAUCUAAUGCCAAAAGAAAUUAAGAGACAUUUACUUUAAAGAAAACAAUGAAUAUUCUGCAGAACUGGUACUGACACUUUCUGAAUGGAGGACAAGAGUUGUAAGUGCAGUUGUGAACUGUUUGGUAUUCAAUCUAGUAACUUGCCUUUGUGGUGGAGAGAAGCCCUACAUCACUGUUGGAGCAGUCCAUUCCCCAUUAUUUGGUCAAAGGCAGUUUUGCUCUUUUUUUUAGCAAAAAGCAAAAGAAACUACAAGUGCUAGAAAUCUGAAACACAAACUGAUAAUGCUGAAAAUACUCAGCAGGUAAGACAGUGUUUGUGAAGAAGAAAUCAGUCAAUGCCUCAAAUUAAAUGUCUUAUUAGAACUAGGGAAAGUUGGUCUGAGAUAUUUCAUCCUACUUUGAGGCUGUUCCACCCAUGUGUAACCGAACUACACUUGUUCAUUGUCUUUGCCAUUCAAUAAAGGGAUUAAAUUAAGGGAAGGAGGGAUUAUAUUUGAUAUCAUUCAGCAGCAUGUCCACAAUCCUGCAAAUCACAUCUUUUUCAAAUACACAUUACAAUCAAUGUGUUGAGGGAGCCUGUUUCAUUUGUCAGUUGUGACCAAGCAGGCACCAAAUUCUUCUCCAGUUUACUCCUGUUGGACUCAUACUAUUUUUUGACCAUUCCAAUAUGUGACAUUUGUAAAAGGCUCAAUAAUAUGAUGUGAUCGAUGCUUAUGCCAGACAGACUGACCCUCCUCAACACUGGAUGAGUUUGGCUGAAAUAUCCAUUUAUUUGCUAUGGGCAACAUGUUUGUGCCAUUUCAUUUUGUCAUACUUCAAUACACAGGAAACGAUGAUUUAAAAAAAAUAUCAAUUAUGUCAGAUGUAUAGAGCUACUUUAUACACGUGAAGCAUGAGUUCACACGUUUUCAUUCAUUAUCUGUUAAAGCAGCAGCUAAGAUGAGCAAUUUGAAAAUUGGACAGAUCUUGUGUAGAAAUGAGACACAUCUAACAUUAUUUUGUAGAUCUUUAUUUAAAAAAUGAAUCAAAACCUGACAGAGUUGGAGUUGUUUUGUUUUAAGAGGCAAACCCAGGUGAGUUUCCUCAGUGGUUGUGACCCUGAAAGGCAAAUAUAAAAUAAAUUAACUUCUCUAUCAAAUGGAUGUUAAGAGUUGACAUUUUAUUCUAGGGACUUAAAUCUAAGCUAAUGCUUCAACCUGUUAUUGAGUUAUGUGUUGGAAUUUUCUGUGUCAGCUCUCUGUUGGGAGUUUUAAGAUUUAUAGGAACUAUGUAGUAAAGAGCAGAGAAGUUGUGUUCUGGGCAGGGUCCAAUGUCACAAAAUAUUGGACUGUUUUUAUCAGCUUUUUUUGUAGAAACUUGCCAAUAAUUUGACUGUUACAUUUCUUAUGACAGAAAAUAUUUCAUGGACAGUGUUUGCUCCGGAGGUUAUGAAUAACACUGACCAAUUGGUAGACAGUCCCUUUAAGUCUGUUAAAAUCUUAGAUCUGACCAGCAGACGGCAGUCUUUCUUAAAUUGACAGCAAUAGAUUAACAAAUCUGACUGGUGUGGAAAGGCUAUAUCGAUCACAGAUAAACAUUUAGCAUGAAAAUCUAUUUAAUAAUUUAAAGUCAAAAUCAAUUUUAGUUUGAACCUUAACAUGAGACUGGUAAGUCAGUUAUCUUUCAAAUUAUCACAACACAGUGGAAACAGAAAUAAGCAUUUAUAUUUAUCAGACUUUGGAGAGGAUUUCAAAGUUAACAUUCAAACUUCAAUCUUGUGAAUAUCUGAGGUUUGUAAUUCUGGACAGCUGCCCUGUUAAUUUAAGAUUAUCCGAUACAAGUAGGCAUUAAAAAAAACGUGUGGAUUACUCACUCAGUCAAUUCCUUGGUACUUUUUAUGUCACUGGUAUUUGUGAAGGUCGCUUUGGAGUUGAGAUCUUCAGGCCUCAUUUGUUUUCCCAGAGCACAACUGAGGAGCAAUAUUCUCCGAUGUUUCCCAUUCAGGAUUUGGCACAAAGUUAGGAUCUCACAUGUGUGGAUGAAUGUCUGUGGUGUGAUGUGAAUGCAGCCUGGGACCCACAGAGCAUGAAAAUUAAUUUUUGGCAUAUUCAACAGACAUGAAGUUCUGAUGGCUUAACCAGUUAAAAUAUUCAGACAAUUAUAGAGGAUUUUGGUGUGUAUUUAUACAGUUCAAGACUCAAUGAGCAUUUAAAUUAAUUUUUGGGAUAUAUAGUUAGGACAAAGUUCUGUUAGUGUAACCAUUAUAUGAUUGUAGAGCCAUUUUAAUGCAAAUUAUAAUUGAAUUCUGAAGCAAGCUGUGUAUUAAUUUCAAAAACUACCUCAGUUUGAUAUUAUGCAGUGAUACAGCCACAUUUAUUUGUACAGAUGUUGUCCCUUCCACUUGGCUGUGUGACGGAGCAAGGGAGCUCAUUCAUGAUUAGGGCACAAGUAGAACAGUGGUAGUGACAGUUUCAUAACUUAUUGUGUCAUCACCCAUGGAUGCUCAUGUAAUCCAAUCAAGAAAGGUUUCACAACCUGGGGUCCACAAACCCCUUUCUUAAUGGCAUUGGUUCAUGACAUAAAGAAGGUUGGGAACCAUUGCUCAAGGAACUAUUGGUAGUUCUAAUGCAGAGUCAGAGGAUAACAUUUGAUCAGGUCAAAGUGGAGCCAAUAUGGUCCAGUUGUGGGCCAGCUACACCAUCAUUCAAAUUACUGGUGUUCAACAAAGAAACCACAAGAGGGCAGUCUUUCUCAAUUGCUUAGUUGUUUUACGCAGUGGUGGAGGGGAAGGGAGGGAACAGUAAACUCCAGUUUUAAAUUCAUUACUUAUCACAGCUUUGUUAUUCCAAAUGUUUAAAAGGGGAAAAAAGGUUAAAGUUUCAAGAAAACAUUUCAUAAAGAGCAGUUCUAUGGAAUUCCUUUUCAUUACUUUCACAGAUAGCCUUCCACUUGAACUUUAGGAUAACUCAUCUUCACAUGGAAAAUAUAUUUGAAAUUAUAUUCCUGAUUUAUUUCUGAAUUGGGCAGAGCUUACAUCAGUAUCUUUUACAGUCAUGGGGAUAAAUUUUUCAUCAUUAUGAUCCAAUAUUUGUAAUAGCGUUUAAAUAAGAUUGAUCUUUUUGAUCAAGUCAAGACCAUGACAAAGUAGUAGUUUGGAUUAUUCUGCUCAUAAAUUCUUCAGAACUGCAUCCUUGGUGUAAUUGGAUCUUAUUUUGAACUUUGUGGUUCAUUUUCCAUUACCUAGCUCAUUUCCCUCAAAGCACCAACUUGUUUGUAGUUUAGGUCAUGCCUAGGGCAACAAUUUCAGAUAACUUAGCCUGGGUAUCACAGUAGCACUGCACUAUUACAUCUGGGCUGUUGGAGUAAGGACUGUAUGUCCCCCUCCCCUGUGGAAUGCAUGAGUUGCCUCUGGGUGCUUCAGUUUCCUCCCACAGUUAAGAGGUUAAUUGGUCAUUGUAAAUUGUCCCAUUAGGUUAGAGUUAAAUCGGGGAUUGCUGGGCUGUGUGGCUGGAAGGGCCUGUUCUGCACUGUACCUCAACAAAGCCCAGUCACAACUUUCUUGCAAAAUUUAAGCAUAACUUGUAUUUGCGAUUGAGAUUAUAGGAGGAAGGUAAAUGGUCAAAGGACAGACAUAAAAUCAUAUCCUAGAGCUUUUCUGAUCUGAAUGGUUUAUUUUACAAAGUAGCGAGUGAAGUUGAACGUAGGAGACAUUUAAAAACGUUUUCCUCCUAUCCUUAAUCAGAUCUAUUGCAAAUAAUAAAAUAUAAAAAUUUGUGGAUUAUACAAUCACUACAUUCAUUAGUGGUCAUUGAAAUCACUGGCCCUGUUGUGUGUAUUUAUGUGGACCCUAGAAGUUACUAACUUCUUUUGGAAUAAAAAUUUUAGAAACUUGGGAGAGCAAGCAACAGAAUGGAGUCAGCUAGGUAUUAGAGGGCAAUUAAAUCAGAAUCGAGGCUGUGAUGAACAUUAAAAAAGAUCAAUGUCUUUAACGGCAAAAUCUAGUCCUCAAAAUUUAUUCCAAUUUCUUCAGUACCUUCAGCAGGUGCUAUAAGCGAUGAAGAUAUAAAAUGGGCCUGGGGGUGUGAAGGGAACUUACACAAUGGAUGCUCUGGACUUGCGGGCAUUGUUUCUGCUGGAGGAAAAGGUAGAAAAUUGAGGGAGGAAUGCAAACUGAAAACGUGUAUGGGAUCAUGUUCCUGUGUUUGGAACUGGAUGAUCACGGUAUUACUUAAUAACAUCAUCUCUACAUUUGUGGCCUUAUGGUCUUUUCAUUCCUUUUUCUGCAUAUUCUAUGAUUGUUCUCCCACCCCUAAAAUCUACCUCACAUUGCAACUUCACAUUAGGCAAAGAUGGCAUAGUGUUGUUGCAGAGCCUCUGAAUCAGAUGAAAUUUUCUAAUGCAUGUUCACAACUCUUUCUCUCUCCACAGCUGUGACCUGCCAUUACUAAAUAUUCACUAAUGCCUUGUCCUUUAAAAAAUGUAAAAUCAGUGGGAACAUUUACUUAUUGAUAAACAAAAAAGAGCAUUUUUCAAUUCUUCAAUAUUCUUGGCCUUCACCAGUUUGCGAAAUAGUUAAAGGAUAUUUUUGUUUAGGUAUGUUCUUGACACCCAUACACAUCACUAAUUUGAAACUAUCUAGAAGUGAUGUCGUUCAACAUGAGUUUGAAGGCUUGUGCAGUUUGACUGCAAUGGUGGAAACAGAGUUUCAGUAUCAAAGUAGAACAUGUCCUUGUCCUUCUUUGAUAUUAAAAUGCGUAAUGCCUUUUCCACUGAAAUGCUUCUAGAAGACUUCACUCGUGAAACUUACUUUAUUUUUGCAAACAAAUUCAGUCUAAUGUAAUUCCUGCACAAGCUACUGUAAAAUGUAUUUAUUACUUACAUGGUCACUAAAUCUAUGCCAUGUUUAAUGUAAUUGUAAAUAAAAAUGGGUUAAACAUUGGCUAUAAAAAGUGAACUACACCAAUUUUUUUUACGUCAUUGAAUUUAGUCACUAAAAUGAAUAAUACAAAAAUACUGAGUUUAGAUUGUAUUUUAUCUUAAGCAUUUGCUUCUACUGGAAAUAUUUCAAUAAAAUGUAUUGAGUAAAAGAUG